Molecule: messenger RNA, 1473 nt
Organism: Suillus subaureus
Lineage: Eukaryota; Fungi; Basidiomycota; Agaricomycetes; Boletales; Suillaceae
Product: cytochrome P450
Exons: 14
Coding region: 1-1473 (490 amino acids)
Molecular function (GO): heme binding; iron ion binding; oxidoreductase activity, acting on paired donors, with incorporation or reduction of molecular oxygen
Source: RefSeq, a predicted model, not a curated record
AUGCCAGCAUCACUUCAUAUCCGGGUACAGCCUAUGGUCUACCUUUUUAAAUCAGCGAGCAACCUUCCUCUCCCAUCUUCCCCUCCUACUUGGAGACUUGGGGGACACUUCCUUCCACAUCGCAAACCAUUUCUCGUCAUAGCGAGAUGGAUUGAUGAGUACGGUCCUGUGAUCACCAUUCGAUCAGGAUUUGAGAAGAUUGUUUAUAUCGGGCGUUACAAAGCCGCCGUGGAUAUCAUGGAGCAUCAGGGUAAAUCAGUAGCCGAUCGUCCUCCAUGGAUUUCCUUGGGGAUAGCUAGCGGCGGAAUGGGCUUCGGAAGUGCACCCUUUGGGGACAGGUUAAAUCGGAUGCGUAGAGCACUUCAUUCGCAUCUCCAGCCUAAAGCAGCUGAGGCCUAUCAGCCCCUGCAGAUGUCGCACGUGAAGAACAUAGUUAUUGGCAUUCUCGAUGAUCCACAUAACCUCCAGCGCCAUGUGGUAACCUAUGCUGCGACGACAAUUAUGAAAGUUGCGUACGGGAAGAAUACGCCUACAUUUGCGACUGAUCCCGAAAUGGUUGAAGUUAAUCAAUUCCUUAAGAUGGCUCGUGCACUUCAGCGUCCUGGUGCUUACCUGGUGGAUUCGAUCCCGUGGCUCAAAUAUUUUCCUUGGUAUGGCCCGGACUUGAAACUGAAUUUCGAAAGGAGCAAGAAACUCCACACUAGUGAUCUAAACCGCGUGAAAGAGCAAAUGCGUAAUAACGAGGACAUUGGGCCUUCGUUCACGAAAUAUAUGCUAGAAAAUAGCCAUCUCUAUGGUUUCACAGAGACUGAAAUGGCCUUUCUUGCUGGUGUCUUUCUGCAAGCUGGAUCACAAACGGUGAGGUGUUACCUUGUUGUCUCCGAAGACAUCCGCAUGUUUCCCGAGGAGCAAGCUAAAGUUCAGGCUGAGUUCGACGCGAUCAUUGGAAGGCACCGAGCACCGACCUUCGCCGACCAAAAUUCCCUUCCUCGCUUGCAAGCAUUCAUCUCUGAGGCUUUGAGAUGGAGACCUCCAGUUCCAGACGCAUUGGCUCACCGAACAAUCAAAGACGUGAUUUGGGAAAACUAUUGUAUUCCAGCUGGGACCACGGUAUACGGCAAUGUUUGGUCCAUCUCUCAAGAUCCGGAUGUCUUCCCGGAGCCUGACGCGUUCAAACCUCAGCGCUGGAUUGAUGGCCAAGGUAACCUGAGAGACGAUAUAAAAUUGUUUGUCUUCGGAUUUGGUCGGCGCGUAUGCCCUGGUCAACAUGUCGCGAACAGAUCGGUGUUCAUAACUGCUCUCCUUGUUCUUUGGGUCUUCAGGCUCAUUCUGGAUCCUACGAAGCCAUUAGAGGACAUGGGGUUCAUGGGCGGGUCAAUGCUAGAUUCCCGACCGUGCGAAUUUGAGUUUGAGAAGAGGAUUCCAGAAAAGGAGCUCAGGCGCAUGAUGCAGGGUUAUCCUGAAGUUGCAUGA